AUGUGUGAUAUUGAACUUGUUGACAUUCAAAACAGAGAUUGCCUUCGUGCUCAAAGAAAAGAAAUUACUGAUUAUAACAAAACUUUCAAACCACAAUAUAGUGAAUCUGAAAUUGUUCAUGAAGCUAGAAGAUGUUUAUAUUGUGCUGAACCAAACUGUAUGAGAUGUUGUCCAACACAAUUAGAUGCUAAAAGAAUGGUUCAUGCUGCUGGAGAACAUAAUUUCUAUGAAGCUGCUCGUGUUGCACUUACUGCUAACCCACUUGCUCUUUCAUGUGGACAUCUUUGUAGUGCAGAAGAAUGUUGUAAAGCUGGAUGCAACUUGUCCAAAACACAUGCUGGUGCUAUUGAUAUUAAUGCAAUUCAAGCAUUCUCUCUUCAGAGAUUUAAAGAAUACAGAAUUAUGCCAACUAUUGGUAAUAUUCCAGUUAUUGAAAAGAGUGUUGCUAUUAUUGGAGCAGGACCUGCAGGACUUGCUGCUGCUUCAUUCUUUGCAAGAUGUAACUUUAAGAAGAUUGUAGUUUUUGAAAGAAGUGCUCAUUUAGGAGGAAUUUUAAGAAAAGAAAUUCAAGAACAAAGACUUGCUAAAGAAGAAUUAGAUUUUGAAAUUGAAAUGAUUAAAGCAUAUCCAAAUAUUGAAUUUAAAUUAAAUUCUUCAGUUAGUGCUAGUGAUAUUGCAGGUCUUAGAAAACAAUAUGAUUAUGUAUUUGUUGGAUGUGGAAGACAAAAACCAUACACUUUUGGUGAUGCACCACUUGCUCGUGAUUUCCUUUAUGGUAUGUCUGAUAAUACUAUUGAUGUUAAAGGAAAGACUGUAGCUAUUCUUGGUUCUGGUGAUGUAGCUGUUGAUUGUUGUGAAGCUGCACAAGAACAUGGAGCUUCUCAAGUUUUAUUAGUAAUGAGAGAAGAUAUUAAAACUGCAACUUGCCAUAAAAAAUCAAUGAUUGGAGUUAUUGAAAGAAAUAUUGAAAUUAUUCCAAAAGUUCUUCCACAAAGACUUGAUGCUAAAGGAGUUAUUUGUAAAGAUCUUUAUGAUCCAAAUGGAAUUGAAAGACUUAUUCCAGCUGAUAUGGUCAUUUGUGCUUUUGGUUUUGGACCAGAUGCUUCAUUUGUUGAAGGAACUCCUGAUGCCAAUGGACUUAUUAUGAAAGCUGAAAAUGGACUUGGAGCAGUUUAUAUUGGAGGUGAUUAUAGAAGAUCAUUUUCAAUUGUUGAAGCUGUUCAUGACGCUGAAGUUGUUGUUGCUUCUAUUGCUAAAGAACUUGGAGUUGAUAAGAUUCCAAAAUUCCAUACUCCAGUUGAUGACGUUGAUAUUUCAGUUACUGUUGAUGGAAUUAAAUACGAAAAUCCAUUUGGUAUUUCAUCUGCUCCAGUUUCAGGAACUUAUGAUCAUUUGAAAAGAUGUUUCCAAGCUGGUUUUGGAUUUGCUCUUACUAAAACAUAUCCAUUAGAAAAAGAUAUUCAAAAGAAUAAUCAUAUUAGAAUUGUUAAAGUUUAUGAUUCACAAGAAUCCACUUCAUAUAAUAAUAUUGUUAUGAUUUCUGAACAUUCUCAUCAUUACUGGCUUGAAUCAAUUAAAAAAUUAAAGGCUGAAUUCCCUAAUAAAGUUGUUAUUGCUUCAAUUAUGUGUAUGGAUAAUGCUGAUGAUUGGCAUCUUCUUGCUAAACUUUCUGAAGAAGCUGGUGCUGAUGCUCUUGAAUUGAAUUUCUCUUGUCCAAAUGAAUGUCAUGGUAAUGAUGGAAAUGAAGGUGGAUGUGAAGGUGGAUUUAAAUCUCAUAAUGCUAUGGCAAUGGCAAUUGGUGUUUCACCAGCUGCUAUUGAAAGAUGUACUAGAUAUGUAGUUGAAUCAGUUCAUAUUCCAGUAUAUCCAAAACUUACUCCAAAUGUUGGUAAUAUUGAAGAACUUGCUGCUGCUGCUAUGAGAGGAGGAGCUUCUGGUGUUUCAACAAUUAACACUGUCUUUGGUAUCUCUGAAAUUACACUUUCUGGUCAUCCAUGGCCACAAGUUGGUGUUGAAAGAAAUACUAUUUCUGGUGGACUUUCUGGUGAUCUUGUUAGACCAAUUGCUAUUAGACAAAUUGCUCAAGUAUUACGCCAUAAUGAAAAUGUUAGAGGACAUCUUCUUGGAAUUGGAGGAGUUAGAUCUGCUGAAACUGCUAUGCAAUUAAUUUAUACAGGUGCUUCAGUAGUUCAAAUGUGUUCUUCAGUCCAAAAAUGGAGUUAUGAUAUUGUUGAUGAAAUUAUUUCAGGAACUAAAUUCAUUUUAUAUUGUUGGUCAAGACCAGAUCUUAGAGGUUAUCUUAAUAGUCAAGGAGUUGAAAGCUUUAUGCCUUAUGGAGAAAAGACUCCAUUCUGGACUCUUGAUAAUAAACAAGAUAAACCAGUUCCAAAAUUGGCUGAAGUUACUGGUAUUGCUUUGAAACAUAUUGGAGAAAGAAAGAUCCUUGAAGGACCAGAAAAAUGGAGAGUAAAUGCUCAUAUCAAAAAUAAUUGUAUUGGAUGUGGUUCAUGUGCUUUGUCUUGUCGUGAUAAUUCCACUACUGCUAUUGUCAAGGAUGGAAACAGAUAUCGUGUUGAUGAUGAAAAGUGUAUUGGAUGUGCUCUUUGUUCAUCAGUAUGUCCAGUUAAUGCUAUAGAAUAUGUGAAGGUUAAAGGUUUGAAUGAAAUGACACCAGAAGAACUUAAGAAAGUUCCAACAGCCUUCUAA
Entamoeba dispar SAW760 is the source of this 2706-nucleotide messenger RNA. Its product is annotated as dihydropyrimidine dehydrogenase, putative. Lineage: Eukaryota; Evosea; Mastigamoebida; Endamoebidae. Gene Ontology annotation, biological process: 'de novo' pyrimidine nucleobase biosynthetic process; uracil catabolic process; thymine catabolic process. The coding region runs from base 1 to 2706 and encodes 901 amino acids. Gene Ontology annotation, cellular component: cytosol; cytoplasm. The transcript has a single exon. The record is from RefSeq and is a predicted model, not a curated record. Gene Ontology annotation, molecular function: NADP binding; dihydropyrimidine dehydrogenase (NADP+) activity; uracil binding.